Panicum hallii is the source of this 1161-nucleotide messenger RNA. Its product is annotated as DNA-directed RNA polymerase II subunit 4-like. The transcript is spliced from 11 exons. The record is from RefSeq and is a predicted model, not a curated record. NCBI's taxonomy places the organism in Eukaryota, Viridiplantae, Streptophyta, Magnoliopsida, Poales, Poaceae. The coding region runs from base 230 to 895 and encodes 221 amino acids. Gene Ontology annotation, cellular component: RNA polymerase complex. Gene Ontology annotation, molecular function: nucleotide binding. Gene Ontology annotation, biological process: DNA-templated transcription initiation.
CUCCUCCCUCUGUUUCUUAAACCUUUCCCUUCUCUCGGACUCUCUCUCCCUUGCUGUUCCUUCCCUGGCGGCGACGAUUGGGCGGCCGGCGGCGCCAUUUGUCACGUCUUCGCCCAGCCCUUUGCCGGCGACGAGCGCAUCCUCCAGGGAAGGACUGUAUGAUGGGGAAGAUUCUUCACUGAAGAACUUGUGCGCAUCUUUUGGUUAAGAGUCUCAACAAGUUUUUCCAAUGGAUCGAGUACCGAAUGGAAAGCACAAGGGUUCUGUCAACCGGCCAGGAGUCGUUGUGCUUGAUUCAUCAGAUUCUGGCUCUGACUCUGAAGGUUUUGUAGAAGAGCUUACUCCUGUUCACUCCAAGUCAAACGGUAAGGCUUCAUCUGGGAGCCUAAAAACUGGUGGAAAGGGUUCGUCUUUCUCUAAAGGAGAAGCAAGCCAUGGAAAGGCAUACAGUGGUGGCAAAGGUGGAAAGGGCUCUUCAUCAAAUGUAGUGCCUACUAAGUCUGAUGCAGAACUAAAGCUGGAGCUUGAUAUCCCUCCAAACUCUAAGAUGCUAAUGAAUUGUGAAGCAGCUGAAUUGUUGCAAGAAAUUCACGAGCAUAUGGCUAUAUUAUCAGAGGAUCCCAAAAUCAAAAUUCCUGAGUCAUUUGACAAAGCUUUCCAAUAUGCAAAAGAUGGAAACCAUUUCAGAACUGCUAGCUCUGUAAAACAAGCUCUGGAACCACUUAAAAAAUGUGGUGUUAAUGAUGGCGAGAUAUGCAUGAUAGCAAACAUUGGGCCAGAGACCGUUGAAGAGGUAUAUGCACUGGUGCCAUCUCUCAAGGCCAAUAGGUCAGUUAACGAAGGUCCAAUCACCGAAGUUCUUGCGGCUCUUGCUAACAUAAAAGCAGUCAAGUGAAUCUCCAAGGGAGCUAGGCAGCAAUAUUGCUGAUCAAGGAACUUGGAAUCUGCAAACGGACCGUUUGAUGUUUUGGAUGUUCUGCGUAGUCGGGUUAUGCUUUACAUGUAAAAACCGUAGCACGUGCUGCAUGAACUCCUCUAGGAUAUCUAACUGCUGAAGUGCAGAUUCAGCUGAGUGGUUGAACUAGUCUACUCAGAACUGUUAAGCACUGUCUGCACUUGUGGCUACUAGCUUGAAACAAUGAAGCUGCUGACUUGCUGACA